CAAAAUCCUGAUAGGAAUAGAUCGGGUAGAUGCACAGAGUCUGUCACCCUGAGUAGGGGAAUCGAGGAUCAGAGGACAUAGAUUUAAGGUGAGAGGGGAAAAGAUUUAACAGGAACCUGAGGGAUAACUUUUUCACACAAAGGGAGAUGGGCGUAUAUGGAACGAGCUGCCGGAGGAGGUAGUCGAGGAGGGUACCGUCGAAACGUUUAAGAAAUAUUUAGACAGGUGCAUGGAUGUGGAGGGAUAUAGGCCAAACACAGACAGUGUAGAUGGGACAUGUUGGCCAGUGUGGGCAAGUUGGGCCGAAGGGCCUGUUUCCACGCUGCAUGAACCUAUCUUGACAGGCAUCCACUAAUCCAUUGAUUUUAAUUUGUAUUAAAAAAUAAAGAUUUUAAUUUGUUGUCCAAAUUAACAUAAUUGCUUUAAUUAAUAUGCCACAAACAAGGCUUUUGUCUGCGUUGUCUGCCGAUGAAUAUUACAAAGUCAUGCUUGACAACUGGAUGGGUUCAUGUAUUUCCUGUCGCCUUUCAUAGAAACAUAGAAACAUGGAAAAUAGGUACAGGAGUAGGCCAUUCGGCCCUUCCAGCCUGCACCGCCAUUCAAUAUGAUCAUGGCUAAUCAUCCAACUCAGUAUCCUGUACCUGCCUUCUCUCCAUACCCCUUGAUCCCUUUAGCAAGAAGGGCCACAUCUAACUCCCUCUUAAAUAUAGCCAAUGAACUGUGGCCUCAACUACCUUCUGUGGCAGAGAAUUCCACAGAUUCACCACUAUCUGUGUGAAAAAUGUUUUCCUCAUCUCUGUCCUAAAAGAUUUCCCCCUUAUCCUUAAACUGUGACCCCUUGUUCUGGACUUCCCCAACAUCGGGAACAAUUUUUCUGCAUCUAGCCUGUCCAACCCCUUAAGAAUUUUGUAAGUUUCUAUAAGAUCCCCCCCCCCCCCCAAUCUUCUAAAUUCUAGCGAGUACAAGCCGAGUCUAUCCAGACUUUCUUCAUAUGAUAGUCCUGACAUCCCAGGAAUCAGUCUGGUGAACUUUAUCUGUACUCCCUCUAUGGCAAGGCGAUGAAACAAUGUCAUGGUUUCAAAAGGUUUUAAUAUACAAAGGAAGCAAUAAUCGAGUGUCGUCAAGUCCAUGCAGAAGGCAGCUUUAUUAUUUUAUACUUUCCAUUUCACUGCUCUCCUGAAUGUCAAUAAAUUCUUGAUUUCAACAACUUGUCAGAGGCCAUGGCGUGAGCUGGCCAAUUAAUUCUACAGAGGCGGCAUAUGUGUGAAACAUUGCAAGUAAGCACAGUUACAAGAAUCUCUCACAUGCUGGCACCUUUGUCCCACCCAGCACUCAGCCAGUCUGCCCUGACCCUCUAAUGGCCCUGUCCCACGGUACGAGUUCAUUCCAAGAGCUCUCCCCAGUUUUAAAAAAAUCAAACUCGUGGUAAGCACGGAGAAUGAACAUAGCAGGUACGUCGGAGCUCGGGGACGUCUCUUAGCGGCUCGUAACGCUAACGACAGGUACUCAGGAAGACUCAUUGGUUGCCCUCUCCCCUCCCUGGUGGAUAUUUACACCUCCCGCUGCCUUAGCAGGGCAAAGAAUAUCAUCAAGGACAGCUCCCAUCCUACGUUUGGACUGUUCGACCUGCUGCCCUCUGGAAGGCGCUAUAGGUGCAUCAAAUCUAGGACAAAUAGACUCAGGAAUAGUUGCUUUCCGAAAAUUAUAACUACUCUUAAUUCACACAUGCACUGACUUUACAGCCCAACACCCGGACUUCCAUCUAUUAUAUCCACGUAAUGAAAUUUGGAACUGUAAUGUGUAUUGUAACUGUAAUUUUUAACAUUUAAAAAAAAAAACAUUUUUAAUAUUUAAUAUAAUCUUUAAACAUCUCCUUCACCAUUUUGCCUUUAUAGAUAUGUAUAUAACGCCGCAGAAUUGUGCACCUAUCCCCCCCCCCCCCCCCUUCUCCCUUUUGUUUUUGUUUUCUGUUUCUUGUUUUUUGUACUAAAUUAUAUGUAUGCACUGAGUACGAGCAGCUUUUAAUUUCAUUGUACAUGUAUAGUGACAAUAAAUGGCAUAUCUAUCUAUAUCUAAGACUCGCUAACGGCAGGUAUGAACGGGAAGACUCGUGAAGAUUUUUUCAACAUGUUGAUAAAUGUCCACGAGAGCCCCGAGUACCAUUACCGUAAAUCUCCGAGUUCGAAUCAGGGCAAACUCUGGAGAGAGAGCUCUUGGAAUGAACUCAUACCGUGGGCCAGGGCUUUAAGCCUUUAUCUGGGGGAACUUGCUUCUAUAGGCGUUGAGGGAGACCUUGUCAACCAAAACAAGUAGGCAGCAGAAAGCAAAAAUUGCGAUCAUGUUAUUGUCUAUUUUAAUUUUGUUGUUUUAUCUCUUUACAGGAUUUCAUCAGCCAUUGCGUCUUUAAAACCUUCUCCUCAACAACAAGAUGGCGGAUGACUGGAAGGUCUCUGAAAGCCUGGGUUUUAGGCCCGGCAGCUUCAUAGUUCCAGUCAUCUUUUCGCUGAUAUUCCUUCUUGGGACUGUGGGGAAUGGCCUGGUCCUGGCGGUGUUACUGAGGAAAGGACAGACAAGCUACAGCACAACCAACCUCUUUAUCUUAAACCUCAGCAUAGCCGACCUCUUCUUCAUCGUCUUCUGCGUCCCCUUUCAAGCCACUAUCUACACGCUGGACGGGUGGCUGUUUGGCACCUUCAUGUGCAAAAUGGUCCACUUUUUCAUUUACCUCACCAUGUAUGCGAGCAUCUUCACGCUGGCUGCAGUAUCCGUUGACAGAUACCUUGCCAUCAGGUACCCCUUGAAAUCGAGGGAACUUCGCACAGCUCGCAAUGCCUUAAUUGCCAUUGGAAUCAUCUGGGCGUUGUCAAUGGUUUUAGCUGGGCCUUACUUGAAUUAUUACCAGAUUGUCCUGUACAAUGGGGUGCCUGUCUGCGUGCCAAUCUGGGCAGACAAGAGGAGAAAAGUCAUGGAUGUUUCCUCUUUUGUGUUCGGGUAUGUUAUACCCGUUACGAUCCUGAGCUUUGCCUACACCCGGACAAUCAAGUACCUGUGGACAUCAGUGGAUCCCAUUGAGACGGUGUCAGAAGCCAAGAAGGCCAAGAGGAAGGUGACCAAGAUGAUUAUCAUCGUGGCUGUGCUGUUCUGCCUGUGUUGGCUGCCCCACCAUGUGGUGAUCAUGUGCUUCUGGUUCGGCCACUUCCCCUUCAACAAGGCCACCUACGCCUUCAGGCUGAUUGCCCACUGCAUGUCCUACGCCAACUCCUGCCUCAACCCCAUCGUCUACGCGUUGAUAUCCAAGCAUUUCCGGAAGCGCUUCAAGCAAGUCUUCACCUGCCUGCUGAAGAAGAAGGCCCUCAACAAAGUGCACGUCCUGCAUGUGGCCAACACCGUGACUGGGCUCCAGCCUGCCUCCACCGACAUCUCCCAGACCAACGGACACAACUACAUGGUCGGUCGCUCGGCGCUGGUGGAAAGCAACCUGGUGGUGCUUGCAGAGACCAGAGCCGCUCAGAGGCACGAGGUCUGACAUUAACCAUCGGCCAGGAAGCAAAUGCAAAUCCGAGAGGAGUGUUGUUCUCACCGUAUCUCUGGCACGUUCACUGAUUUCCUUCGGUAGCGUUGGAUUUGGAGUAGGAGCAAAUUUUGAUGGAGCCAUCUGAUUACAACGGGUUUCCACUGUGUGAAAAGGCACUUUGGUUUGAAGGUCAACAUCACAUUGAAUGGCGGUGCUGGCUCGAAGGGCCAAAUGGCCUACUCCUGCACCUAUUGUCUAUUGUCUAACUGAAGAACUCAUGUAAUUUGCAUUUCUAAUCAUGCAGUUGUCAUUAACCAUCUUGCCACUUGGUCAAUUCGGGACAUGCAUAGUCUUUGAUAC
Messenger RNA from Leucoraja erinaceus (little skate), 3874 nucleotides. Its product is annotated as galanin receptor 2b-like. Gene Ontology annotation, cellular component: membrane. Gene Ontology annotation, biological process: G protein-coupled receptor signaling pathway. The coding region runs from base 2429 to 3526 and encodes 365 amino acids. The transcript has 2 exons. Lineage: Eukaryota; Metazoa; Chordata; Chondrichthyes; Rajiformes; Rajidae. The record is from RefSeq and is a predicted model, not a curated record. Gene Ontology annotation, molecular function: G protein-coupled receptor activity.